CUUAUUUGAUCUAGUUCACAUUUCGAUCACAUUUUAUAUCAAAUAUGUACAACAAAAAUUCUUUCGUAUAUUCGAAAUUGCAAUUGCACUUCAACUAAAAGGCGUUCCAGCAAUUGGAAUCAGAUUCCCGCUGGUUAAUUGGACGCAUGAUGGACCCACAACCUUACCAUAUAGUGGUGUUCCUGCUGCUCUAUACAUUGAUGUUGGCCUCCUUUCUGCGGCCACAGAUGAACAUCGUUAUAGCCGUUGACUCGCAAUUCUUUAGUGCCAAUUAUGCUGCCGUGUUGGGUCUCACCUUUAGGCUCAAUCUGUUCAUGGUAGUGGCGGCUUUGCCAAUCAGCAUCUUGACUGUCAUUGCCCUGGCGAAGUGGAACGAGGCAACAAAUCACCCAACGGCCUCGCGCUCCUUUGUGUCGUUCGUGGUGGGCCUAUACGUGGCCUUGCUGCUCGCCAACUUCGCCGCCAAUGGCGUGGUAAUGCAGAACAUCCUCGGUAGGUUCCAGCAGCCCCCACUAGCAUCCUGGCUCAUGUACAGAGAUCUGCUUAUCUCCUUUAUGGAAUAUCUUGUGGCUAAUAUCCAGAGCGUCUUCACCCGUCAAUCGGUACGAAAGCCCGAGCUAGUGUACGUUCUACAUUAGUUGCAUUUGUUAACUUAUGUAUUACCUGCCUAAAUUCGUAUUUAUUGAUGUAUGAA
Messenger RNA from Drosophila miranda, 694 nucleotides. RefSeq lists its product as uncharacterized. NCBI's taxonomy places the organism in Eukaryota, Metazoa, Arthropoda, Insecta, Diptera, Drosophilidae. The transcript is spliced from 2 exons. The record is from RefSeq and is a predicted model, not a curated record. Bases 147 to 638 code for a protein of 163 amino acids.